CAGUUCUGUUAAUAGUAUUGGAAAAGGCUUAUUAGAACCCCCGCCUGCUUGUUCAUGUCUUGCAAUGGUGGGAUGGCUUUUUUCCCAGCAAAUUUCAUGCUCCAAACCCCUCGGGACGAAGAUCAUCAACCCUCAACUUCUAUCAAUCAAAUGCUCCCUUCUUGCCCUCCCCAAGACUUCCAUGGAGUGUCAUCGUUUCUGGGGAAGAGAUCAAUGUCGUUUUCAGGGAUAGAAGUGUGUGAAGAAGCAAAUGAGGAGGAGGAUCUGUCAGAUGAGGGUUCACAGGCGGGAGAAAAGAAGAGGAGGCUGAACAUGGAACAGGUGAAGACACUUGAGAAGAACUUUGAGCUGGGGAACAAGCUUGAACCCGAGAGAAAAAUGCAGCUGGCUCGAGCCCUUGGGCUGCACCCGAGGCAGAUAGCCAUUUGGUUCCAAAACAGAAGAGCUAGGUGGAAAACCAAGCAACUUGAGAAAGACUAUGAUCUCCUCAAGAGACAGUACGAAGCCAUCAAGGCUGAUAAUUAUGCACUCCAAGCUCAGAACCAAAAGCUCCAUGAUCAGAUAAUGGCACUGAAAAGCAGGGAACCAACUGAGUCUAUCAACCUCAACAAAGAAACCGAAGGUUCUUGCAGUAACAGAAGUGAAAACAGCUCAGAUAUAAAGCUGGAUAUCUCUAGGACACCGGCUAUUGACAGCCCUUUAUCGACUCAUCCGACAAGCAUAACCUUCUUCCCCACAUCCAAUGUUAGACCGGCAGGCCGGCGGCGGCGGUGGUGCACAACUAUUCAGACCUCGUCGUCGAGAAUGGAUCAAAUGGUUAAAGAAGAAAGCCUCAGCAACAUGUUCUGCAACAUUGAAGAUCAAACCGGGUUUUGGCCAUGGCUUGAGCAACAACAUUUCAAUUGAUCAUGGUGCCUGCCCUAUAUAGUUAUAAUAUCGAUGUUUUGGUACCUUGAGAGUGGUGUAUAAAACUUGAAUUAUAUCCAGUUAAAAACUUUUGGUGUGAAAAGAUA
Molecule: messenger RNA, 1013 nt
Organism: Hibiscus syriacus
Lineage: Eukaryota; Viridiplantae; Streptophyta; Magnoliopsida; Malvales; Malvaceae
Product: homeobox-leucine zipper protein ATHB-13-like
Biological process (GO): positive regulation of DNA-templated transcription
Cellular component (GO): nucleus
Molecular function (GO): DNA-binding transcription factor activity, RNA polymerase II-specific; sequence-specific DNA binding
Source: RefSeq, a predicted model, not a curated record